CUCAGUCCUUGGAUUGAUUUGCUGGCCCAGAACCCGUCUCUCUCCAUAUUCACUAACUGCCCCCUUCUAGCUCUGCUUUCUAGUCCACCCACAUUGGAAAAUCUACCACUUAUCUGUUUCCUUUUCCCUCGUUUAUCUGUAUACGAAUGAGGCUCCUCUUUCUCACCUGGGGGUUAGUCUGCAAGUUGAAUACCUUGGGUGUGUUUGUAUUCUGGUUGUUCACUGUUUUGUCACUGUGAGUUCAGUUGGAUGCAGAGGAUUGGAACGUCCAGUUUUGUUUGGAAGGGUGGCAAGGCUUUGAAGUGAAGAAGUUGUCUUGAGCAGAUCAGUUCAGCUGCAGGCAAGAGGUUUUGAAGCUUUCCGAUUUUUUUUCUUUUGUGUCAAUGAAUUCUUUGCAGCUCCAACAUAGAAAUAAAGGAGGGUAAAACUCAGAACUUCCUUUGGAAGUGAAGCAAAAGGCUUGAGAGGGUGGGAAAAAAGAACUUUUUGAGGCUCAGAGUGGGCUAAAGAUGGCUGUUGAAUUGAUCAGGGAUGACUUGGCAAGGUCCAUGAGCAGGACCAUGAGCCGGCGGUUGAGUUACAGCUCAAGCGGCAGGAGGAGUUGGGCCUCGGCCAGUCUCCGAGAGGCAUGGGGAGGAGCCGAUGUUUUCCACAGGAGCCAAAGAGAAAAUGAUGAGGAAGACUUGGUUUGGGCCGCCAUCGAGCGCCUUCCCACCUAUGACAGGCUGAGGAAGGGAGUACUGAAACAAGUUUUGGACAAUGGAAGAACUGUCCAUGAACAGGUUGAUGUUUCGAAUCUUGGAUCUCAGGACAGGCAACAGCUCCUGGAGAGCAUACUAAAAGUUGUGGAAGAUGAUAACGAGAGGUUUCUUCUUCGGCUCCGAGACCGGACUGAUAGAGUUGGAAUUGAAAUCCCAAAGAUUGAAGUCCGGUUUGAGCGUCUAUCCAUAGAAGGAGAUGCAUAUAUUGGUUCCAGGGCACUCCCCACUCUGCUGAAUUCUACUUUAAAUGAAAUAGAGGGAAUUCUUGGAUUCAUAAAGAUUCUCCCUUCUAAGAAAAGGGUUGUAAAAAUACUACGAGAUGUGAGUGGAAUUGUAAAGCCAUCCAGGAUGACUUUAUUGCUGGGCCCUCCAGGCUCUGGAAAGACCACAUUGCUGCAGGCACUUGCAGGAAAGAUGGGCAAGGAUCUAAGAGCAGGAGGGAAGAUCACUUAUUGUGGCCAUGAAAUGACUGAGUUUAUUCCUCAGAGAACCGCUGCUUAUAUUAGCCAGCAUGAUCUUCACCAUGGUGAAAUGACAGUGAGAGAGACAUUGGAUUUUGCAGGACGUUGCUUGGGAGUCGGAACCAGAUAUGAACUCCUUGUAGAAUUGUCGAGAAGAGAAAAAACCGCUGGAAUUAAACCAGACCCUGAGAUUGAUGCAUUCAUGAAAGCUACUGCAUUGGCCGGCCAAGAGUCUAGUUUGGUGACAGACUAUGUUCUUAAGAUACUUGGAUUAGAUAUAUGUGCUGAUAUCAUGGUUGGUGACGAGAUGAGAAGGGGUAUCUCAGGUGGACAAAAGAAGCGUGUCACAACUGGAGAAAUGUUGGUUGGGCCAGCAAAAGUGUUUUUCAUGGAUGAAAUAUCAACUGGUCUUGACAGUUCGACCACAUACCAAAUUGUCAGAUAUAUGAGGCAGAUGGUUCAUAUUAUGGAUGUGACCAUGAUAAUCUCUCUUCUGCAACCUGCUCCUGAAACUUAUGAUCUUUUUGAUGAUAUUAUUCUUCUUUCAGAGGGUCAAAUUGUAUACCAAGGUCCACGGGCAAAUGUUCUUGAGUUCUUUGAGAGUGUGGGAUUCAAAUGCCCAGAAAGGAAAGGAGUUGCAGACUUUUUGCAGGAGGUGACUUCUAGGAAGGACCAAGAGCAGUAUUGGUACAAAAGAAAUGAACCUUAUCGAUAUAUUUCGGUAUCUGAGUUUGUGGAACUCUUUGAGAAUUUCCACAUAGGGCAGAAGCUUUUUGAUGAACUUGGAAUUCCUUAUGACAAAAGCAAAACCCAUCCUGCUGCACUAGUGACUGACAAAUAUGGUAUCUCCAACAAGGAUCUCUUCCAGGCAUGCUUGUCGAGGGAGUGGCUAUUGAUGAAACGGAACUCCUUUAUAUACAUAUUCAAGACUACCCAGAUUACAAUUAUGUCAAUAAUUUCCUUCACUGUGUUCUUUAGAACAGAGAUGAAAUCUGGUCAACUAGCUGAUGGAGGUAAAUUUUAUGGUGCCCUGUUUUUCAGUCUUGUGAACAUCAUGUUCAAUGGAAUGGCUGAGCUUGCAUUGACAAUUAUGAGGCUCCCUGUAUUCUUUAAACAGAGGGAUUCUAUGUUUUAUCCCGCAUGGGCUUUUGCCUUACCUAUUUGGCUUCUGCGUAUUCCCCUCUCACUUAUGGAAUCAGGGAUAUGGAUCAUCCUUACCUACUAUACGAUUGGGUUUGCUCCUUCUGCUAGCAGGUUUUUCGGCCAGUUGUUGGCAUUCUUUGGCAUACAUCAGAUGGCUUUGUCUCUCUUCCGUUUCAUUGCAGCCCUUGGAAGAACACAGGUUGUUGCAAACACUCUCGGUACCUUUACAUUGCUGUUGAUUUUUGUCCUUGGAGGAUUUAUUGUUGCCAAAGAUGACAUUGAAUCAUGGAUGAUAUGGGGCUACUAUAUUUCUCCAAUGAUGUAUGGACAGAAUGCCAUAGCCAUGAAUGAGUUUCUUGAUAAAAGAUGGAGCACGCCAAAUAACGACCCAAGAUUUCCUGAACCCACAGUUGGAAAGGUUCUUCUUAAGACCAGAGGCAUGUUUGUGGACAAUUAUAUGUAUUGGGUCUGUGUUAUGGCACUCUUUGGAUUUUCUGUGCUCUUCAAUAUCUGCUUUAUAGCAGCACUGACCUACUUGAAUCCAUUCGGAGAUUCUAAAUCUGUUUUGGUGGAUGAGGAUAAAAAAGGUAAGAAUAAGAAGCAGCCAUUAUUGUCUACCAGAACACCAGCCAAUGAUAGGAGUUCAGCAUCUACAGGCCCAUUAUUUGAAGGUACUGAAAUGGAAGUUAGCAGAACUCCAGACCACACCAACUUAAAGGUCAAAGAGAUUACGGCUGGCAGGAGAGGAAUGGUCUUGCCUUUCCACCCUUUGUCACUUGCAUUUGAUCAUGUCAAUUACUAUGUUGAUAUGCCCGCUGAAAUGAAGAUCCAAGGAAUUGAUGAAACUCGUCUCCAACUGUUAAGAGAUGUCAGUGGUGCUUUCAGGCCUGGUGUUCUCACGGCAUUGGUUGGUGUUAGUGGGGCUGGGAAGACCACCUUGAUGGAUGUGCUAGCAGGAAGAAAAACAGGUGGCUACAUUGAAGGUAGUGUCAACAUUUCUGGCUAUCCAAAGAAUCAGGCAACCUUUGCUCGCAUUAGCGGUUAUUGUGAGCAGAAUGAUAUCCAUUCUCCACAUGUUACUGUUUUUGAAUCUGUUAUGUACUCUGCCUGGUUGCGCCUUCCUCCAGAUGUAAAGAAGGAAACACGGAAGAUGUUUGUUGACGAAGUGAUGGAGUUAGUUGAAUUGAGUCCGAUAAGGAAUGCCCUAGUUGGCCUUCCAGGAGUUGAUGGUCUCUCAACUGAACAGAGAAAGAGGCUUACUAUAGCUGUCGAAUUGGUUGCUAAUCCUUCUAUCAUCUUCAUGGACGAACCAACUUCAGGCCUUGAUGCUAGGGCUGCUGCAAUUGUGAUGCGAACUGUGAGAAACACAGUGGAUACUGGCAGAACUGUUGUCUGCACAAUUCAUCAGCCAAGCAUAGACAUUUUUGAAGCUUUUGAUGAGCUAUUGUUGAUGAAGAGAGGAGGACAAGUCAUCUAUGCCGGACCUCUUGGUCAACAUUCUCACCUGCUUGUAGAAUAUUUUGAAUCUGUCCCAGGUGUACCAAAAAUCAGGGAUGGUACUAAUCCUGCUACAUGGAUGCUAGAGGUUACCUCUGCUGCAGUUGAGGCACAGCUCAAUGUGGAUUUUGCAGAAAUUUUUGGCAGAUCUGAUUUAUACCGGAGAAAUCAACAACUUAUCAGAGAUUUGAGCAUCCCAGCACCAGGGUCCCAGGACCUAUAUUUUGAUACCAAAUACUCUCAACCGUUCAUCACUCAAUGCAAGGCUUGCUUCUGGAAACAGCACUGGUCCUACUGGAGGAAUCCACAGUACAACGCUAUCCGUUUUAUCAUGACAACAUUUAUUGGUAUUCUAUUUGGAGUUAUUUUUUGGAACAAAGGAGAUAAGAUGGACAAGCAGCAAGAUCUGUUGAAUCUUCUAGGAGCUAUGUAUAUUGCUGUGAUGUUUCUUGGAGGAACAAACACUUCAGCUGUGCAGUCUGUUGUUUCAAUAGAAAGAACAGUCUUCUAUCGUGAGAGAGCAGCUGGGAUGUACUCAGAAUUGCCUUAUGCAUUUGCUCAGGUGAAAGGACAGAAUUCAGAUUCACACUCAAAGCUUCUGAACAGCAUUAAGAAUGAACAACUAAUUCUAAUAUCUUAUGCCCUGCAGGUAGCAAUCGAGACCAUUUAUGUUGCAAUCCAGACUUUUGUUUAUAGUCUCAUCCUUUAUUCAAUGAUUGGGUUCCACUGGCAAGUAGACAAGUUCUUGUGGUUCUACUUCUAUGUGGCAAUGUGCUUUAUCUACUUCACAUUAUACGGGAUGAUGCUGGUAGCACUCACUCCAAGUUACCAAGUUGCUGCAAUUGGCAUGUCCUUCUUCCUUAACUUCUGGAACCUGUUCUCCGGGUUCAUGAUACCCAGAACGCAAAUCCCAAUAUGGUGGAGGUGGUACUACUGGGCUUCUCCUGUGGCGUGGACUAUCUAUGGUCUCGUGACAUCUCAGGUGGGUGACAAGAUGAAUCUAGUAGAUAUACCAGGAGAAGGUGCUGUCCCAGUGAAGAUUUACCUUAAGAAAUUUCUUGGCUAUGAUUAUGAUUUCCUCGGAGCUGUGGCUGUCGCUCAUAUCGGUUGGGUUGUCCUCUUCUUCUUUGUCUUUGCCUAUGGCAUCAAGUUCCUUAACUUCCAAAGGCGAUAAGAAACUUAAAAACAGGAAAUUUUCAAUUAUUUAGAACUCAAGAUUUUGUGUACAUCAUAUACGUUUGCAAGAAUAGGCUGAGAAGAACAGAGACAGUAGAGAGAGAUGAUCAGAUUGGUCCCCAUAUAUCAAGAGUGCUUCAAUACUAGUCACUUGUAUUUUUCUUUCAAAUUUUGUGAGAUCUAAUAUCCUCUGAAUUCUUUAUACAUUUGUCAGUAAUUAUUCCAAUACCUGAUUAAUGAAAGUUGAAUUUUCUAGUGGAA
Diospyros lotus (date-plum) is the source of this 5299-nucleotide messenger RNA. RefSeq names its product pleiotropic drug resistance protein 2-like. Gene Ontology annotation, cellular component: membrane. The coding region runs from base 510 to 5036 and encodes 1508 amino acids. Gene Ontology annotation, molecular function: ATP hydrolysis activity; ATP binding; ABC-type transporter activity. Lineage: Eukaryota; Viridiplantae; Streptophyta; Magnoliopsida; Ericales; Ebenaceae. The transcript has 19 exons. The record is from RefSeq and is a predicted model, not a curated record.